AUGUCUGCUGCCUACGAGGUGUACUCGCUCGAUAACGCUAUUGAUACGCUCUUCAAAUCAACGUCUGCUACUCGAGAAGCUUGUGAAGAGAAAGCUGCGAGACUUGUGGGAGGAAAAAUUAUACCCGUGCCAAUUCAAGGAUGCUGUAGUUACACUGUUUAUGCUGGCGCUCAGUCUGAGUUCGUUGUACAGUUUCGCCUAGAGCUGCUCCAGCUUCAACUCGAGAUCGCAGCUCUUGCACACGAGAUCCAUGGUAACCUAGCUCCUCUUACAACAUAUCACGGACAUCUUGGAGACAUUAAUGACCGACCGGUCUUCGUGUAUACCCUCAGCAGAAUUCCAGGUGUCAACUAUCUUGAGUACCAUCUUGCAAAUCAGCAUGCUGAGAACUCCGAGGAAAGCAUGGCCAUGCGAGGAGCUCUUAUCGAGGAUCUUGCUAGGUGA
Molecule: messenger RNA, 444 nt
Organism: Arthroderma uncinatum
Lineage: Eukaryota; Fungi; Ascomycota; Eurotiomycetes; Onygenales; Arthrodermataceae
Exons: 1
Coding region: 1-444 (147 amino acids)
Source: RefSeq, a predicted model, not a curated record